Molecule: messenger RNA, 1030 nt
Organism: Aedes aegypti (yellow fever mosquito)
Lineage: Eukaryota; Metazoa; Arthropoda; Insecta; Diptera; Culicidae
Exons: 4
Coding region: 261-716 (151 amino acids)
Source: RefSeq, a predicted model, not a curated record
AGCGAAAAUGUUUUUUUUUUUUCCAGUGUCGUCUUUUUGUCGGUGUUAUGACUUAUGUAACGCUCGUAACGCCAUACGCUUUCGUCAAAUGACUGACCAAACGUCGUAAGCAACAUUAUUUAACGAAUCGGUUUAGACGUCGUGUGAGCCAAAUUGUAAACACAGUUGUUUGUGCUUGCUAUUGUAAUAAAAUUUAAGUAAAUGUACUCCACUAAACUUAAAUCAAUCAGGUUUUACAUCGAAAUUGUUCACAAUCGGCGAUGGCAUCAGUUGACACAAACGAAACAGCUGUUGUACAGAAAUCGCGGUCGUUUGGAGCGGAGUUCAGAAAAUUCAUUUCGAGCCCCCAGUGCCCAGCCUCCGACAUAUCAGCAUCGACCAAAAAAGCGCGAACCUUGCAAGGAUCAGGAGUAAAACUGUCAUGUGAAACUGAGAACGCAUCCGUGAACGAUUCUGCUGGAUCAAAACAGAACCAGAUAUACCGUGCAGUACUCCGCAACAUUGCCAACUCUCCAAAAACCAAACCAAAGGGAACAUCAUCCGGCGCAAAUUCCCACCGAGGAUUCCAGGAUGCUAAGAGCAAAAAUUUACUUCUAAAAAAUGUUUCCGUGGCACAAAAACAGGCCGUAGGAUCGGAUUUUUCUAGUGGCUCCUCACACAACCGGUCAAGUCAGCAUUUGAACGGAUUCAACGCACAUUCCCUUGUUGAUCACUAGAUCAAAAUCUCCUUGAAUGGAAGCGGAUCUCACAAGGCUGAUCGUAAAAUUCAGAAAGUGUCACCAAACAUAUCAGCGGAAGUGGCUGUUGAUUCACGCCGACUACAGCGACUACAGUCAAACGAUGAUAAUACUCAAAAAUUGACCCAGAAAAGUUCGUUAUCGUUGUGGAACUGUUUGCAUAUUGAUCAUUACAGCACACAUCAUUCAUUUGUCCAUUGACAAGUAUGAAAUUAAUGGACCAAAUUGUGCUAGGGCGACUGUACCAGUUAUAGAGGCAAUAGUAAAAUUCAUAUUAUUUUAACAAGGGCCAU